Agrilus planipennis (emerald ash borer) is the source of this 1017-nucleotide messenger RNA. RefSeq lists its product as uncharacterized. The coding region runs from base 69 to 890 and encodes 273 amino acids. The record is from RefSeq and is a predicted model, not a curated record. The transcript has a single exon. NCBI's taxonomy places the organism in Eukaryota, Metazoa, Arthropoda, Insecta, Coleoptera, Buprestidae.
UUAUACAUCGAUAAUUUCUAGAAGUUUACAAAUACGAGGAGACAUUAAAGAAGUCGCUUGCAACCAAAAUGGAGAUAAGCAAAUCCACGACGAAAGAAACUGAGAAACUGUUCUUUCCGGAUACGGUGGGCGAUAUUACCAACAGCUGUCAAUUAUGCAUAAACCCUUCCGAUGGAAUUCGAAUUUUGGAGGAAAAGACGGACGAUCUUGCUUCCCAACAUCCGCCUCCAGAAUGUUUCAGCAACGAUUAUAAACUGUUUUCGUCAAGUAAGUCGGGAGAUAAAGUAGAAGGACUUGGGGACCACGGAACGAUCCAAGAUGGCAAACAGCAUGGGCAGUACGCUACAACAGAAGUAUGCCCAACUCCAAGGAUGGUCGAAAAAAAGUCCAGACUCACAGAUUUGGUAAAGAACUCUCCCCAAGUCAUAUCGGAAUACCUCAAGGCGGACGAAGACACCAAAAAGAAGCAGGACGAAUGGGAAAGAAUGCAGGAAUCAGUCUUGCGUGUCAUUGAAUUGGAAUGUAUCAAACCAGGAGAAGAGCCGAAAGUGGUACCACCACAGAAGUAUGAACCUGAAAAAAUUGCCCUGCCCGAAGACGGUAAUGAAGACGAUUUACUAAGCAUUCCUCCAAAAGAAGAAAACAUGGAAGAUGUAGAUCUGAAUAGAGCAAGUACCAGCAGCGACAACAAGCCCGAAGAGAUAAUGGGCGAUGUGUGUACCAUAAUGUCUUGUCCCAGAAGAAAGAAAGAUACAUGCUCCAAACCAGAAUCGACCGGAAGUUUGCAGAAAGACAAGCGGAAGAAAGCGAGUUUCUUAACUAAAUUCUUCAAUUUCUUUAGAAAGGGCAAAAAUUCAUCCCAAAAGGAUGUGCGCGAAGACUACAAAUAACUCUUAAGAUGUUAUUUUAAUGACUUUUAAUCCGGUCUAAUGAACUUAUAUGCGUACAUGACAUUGUAUAUUUUAUAUAGAAUUUUUAACUGUUGAUAGUAAAUUGACAUAUACCAAAUUAAUGUGA